Aedes albopictus (Asian tiger mosquito) is the source of this 2467-nucleotide messenger RNA. It is a transcript of the gene Pex7, whose product is annotated as peroxisomal targeting signal 2 receptor. Gene Ontology annotation, biological process: protein import into peroxisome matrix. Gene Ontology annotation, cellular component: peroxisomal matrix; cytosol. The record is from RefSeq and is a predicted model, not a curated record. NCBI's taxonomy places the organism in Eukaryota, Metazoa, Arthropoda, Insecta, Diptera, Culicidae. Bases 835 to 1800 code for a protein of 321 amino acids. Gene Ontology annotation, molecular function: protein binding. The transcript has 5 exons.
ACGACGACGGCGGCCGCUAUGAUGACGAUGUGGUGUUGUUUAAUAAAUAAUGAGAACCAUACCUUACAACAGUUGCCUGCACGCAGUGCUUCUGCUCACUUUCGGUCCGGAAUCUAAUCUCCCGUGUCAUUCAACACAAGAAGAUACGGGGCCCUCCACCGCCGCCGGCGCGCAAUUCAUAUCGCCAUCAUCACAGUCAGUCAAGUCACGGUGAACCUGGACGUGAAAUCGCAAUGUCCACAUCAUCAUCAGCAGCAACAACUGCCGCCAGUUAUUGACCUUGGUGGGUAUAGUCUCGCUCGCGGUUGGUCCAACAGAUCUUCGCCUUCAGAGACGACGGCCGUCGUCGAGUGCGGAGUUAACUGUAUUUGGUGGAUAACGAAAACGUGCAUCUUUCAUCUCGCCAAAACGAGAAGUGCCUCAUCGAAUGCAGGGCUGUUGACUAACUGUAUAGUGCUUGGUGGCUCUCGAUACUGUUUUGCUACGCUUGGUGUUGUUGUUGUUGCUGUUUGACCAUCUCCCAAGGUCCAAAGUAAAAAGUUUAGUCCGGCUCUAUGGACUUUCCCGCUCGUCGAAUGUGUUCGUUCAUCGAGAGCCGAAAGUGCCUUUCCGAACAGUAUUUUUUUACUACAACAACCGUUAAUCCGUGAAUGUCGCGAGUGCCAAUGAAUGAGGAAGCGUAAGUUAGGUAGAAGUGGAUCAUCAAUCGUUGCAUUGUUUUGUUUUCGUUGAUUCUGGUUAUUAUUAGUGCACCGCAUUUGAUAUCGUUCGGGCGUACGUGUGUGGAAUUGCCGACCGACCGACCGACGACGAGCGACUCGUAAUCGAAUUACGAUGUCAACAUUUUUCACCACUAACCGCCAUGGUUACAGUGUCCGCUUCUCCCCCUUCAAUCCGGACCAGUUCGUGGUGGCAUCUAGUCAGUUCUACGGCCUGGCCGGCGGUGGAACCCUCUACUUUCUGGAGCUCGGUCCGGACGGCAACUCGAUCGUCGAGAAGCGCACCCACCACUGGACGGACGGGCUGUUUGAUGUGACAUGGUCCGAAUCGAACCAGGAGAUUGUGGUAUCCGGUUCCGGCGACGGAAGCGUCCAGCUGUGGAACACCAGCUUGAGUGCCAACAACGGGCCACCGCAAAUGGUCUACCGAGAGCAUAAGAAGGAAAUCUACAGCGUUGACUGGAGCAAGGUGCCAUACGAACAGUUGUUCAUCAGUGCCAGCUGGGACAGCACGGUGAAGAUUUGGGAUCCUAUCAGGAACCAUUCGCUCAGUACCUACAUUGGGCACACGCAGCUAGUCUACAAUGCAGUGUUUGCGUCGCAUAUCCCGAACACAUUUGCCAGCGUCAGCGGCGACGGGAUGCUGAAGAUCUGGGACAUUUUGUGCUAUGAUUUGCCGAUCGCUAGCAUCAAGGCUCAUGAGGGGGAGGUCCUAACCGUGGAUUGGUGCAAGCACGACUCUAACGUUCUGGCGACCGGUGCUUCGGAUGGUCUCAUUCGGAUAUGGGAUCUGCGCAACUUCGGCAUCCCUAUUGCCGAACUGAAGGGUAACGAGUUUGCCGUAAGGAAAGUACAAUUUUCACCGCAUAAUCUGUCGGUGUUGGCCAGCGUGGGCUAUGAUUUCACUACCAGAAUCUGGGACUUCAAGAAAACCAACGAGGCUAUCGAAACGAUCAAGCACCACUCGGAGUUUACCUACGGGCUGGAUUGGAACCGAAGGCGACCGAACCAGCUGGCGGACUGCGGUUGGGAUUCUUUGGUGCACGUUUUCAAACCGGACUGUUUGGCUGAUAAAAUCUAAAAAAAAAAAAAGGAAAACAAAAACACAAAAGAGAAGCGAAAUUCACUCAGCCACCCACGCGAGCAACGGUUUAAACAAAAUUCGAAAAAAAUCGGGAAAGCGACAAAACAGUAAACCAAAUUGUGAUUUAGGAUGUAAGUAGUCUAAAAGGAACAACAAUUGGACAAAUUUUAGGCGGAAAAGGUCAAAAAUUAAUUUUCGGGCCAGAAGUACAUAAUUGUAUUAUACACUCAAAACAGAAGAUAAAAAAAGAAAACUAUCGGCUAUCGUUAAGUGGGAAAAAAUAUAGAUGUUUCGGUCACUUGGUGUAAUGUAAAAAUGGAAUAGAUUUGUGGGAAAAUGGGUUAGUGAUGGAAAUGGAAAACGAAUAUAUAUGCCAAAAAAUAGUCAUAUAGGAGAUCAUUCGAGUCAUUUUAAGUUAAGGGCGAUGGUUUAUAUUAAACUGUAAGAUUGUUUUCUAUUAUAUUUAUUUGUAUGUACGAUACAGAGUACUAAAUAGUUUUGUACAGAAAAAAGUGUCAAAAUUAGAGAAAAUUAGAUAUUUUUUGGCUAAAAAUAAAAUAAAUUGUUUCAGACCAUAACCCAAAAUAGCUUCUGUUGUUCAGUGUCUUGUAAAAUCUUAAAAGUAUAGUUUGAAUAAAGCACAAUAUUUCACAUGUUUCGGGAA